Molecule: messenger RNA, 1800 nt
Organism: Fonsecaea multimorphosa CBS 102226
Lineage: Eukaryota; Fungi; Ascomycota; Eurotiomycetes; Chaetothyriales; Herpotrichiellaceae
Exons: 2
Coding region: 1-1800 (599 amino acids)
Biological process (GO): transmembrane transport
Cellular component (GO): membrane
Molecular function (GO): transmembrane transporter activity
Source: RefSeq, a predicted model, not a curated record
AUGCCGCCCUCCGAUCCUCGCAUCGCUGCGCUCGACUUCGACGCCAAUCGAAAACGUGGACGGCGCUCGUCAGGCUCGCGUUCUCGAAUUGACGAUGAUGACUUUGAUUUCAUGGGCCAGGUUGCUCAAGAGAUCAUUGAGCGAGAUCGCAUAGCAAUGCGCAGAGAGGUCAUCCGAAUCUUGAGCUUUGUUUGCGCUGUGCUCAGUUGUCUAUGUGCUGGAUCAAUCACCUCCUUCUCCCUCUACGGCGCUCGUUUCCUCCAGGAUCUGCACUACUCGCAACUUCGAGUCAAUGCAGUCUCCAUCACCGCCGAGUUGGCCAUGUACCUCCCAGUCCCUCUCUUUGGAUAUCUGUGCGAUCGCUACUCACCACCACCUCUGUCGCUUCUGUCCUCUAUCCUCUUUGGCGCAGGUUAUCUCCUCGCCGCCUAUACCUACAAGUCAGGCCCUCCCCCUGACGCUACAAAACCCGGCCACGGGUGGCCUUUUGGGUUGAUGAUUAUAGCCUUUAUCGGCAUUGGGGCAGGGACCAGCUGCAUGUACCUCUCUGCCGUGGCCACCUGCGCCAAGAACUUCGCCAACGCAAAAUAUCGAGGUUUCAUGCUCGCCGUACCUAUCGCGGCAUUUGGGUUAAGUGGCAUGUGGGAAUCUCAGGUUGGCGCGCACUUGCUAUAUGAAAAGCUGCCUAAUGGUCAUAAGGGAGAGGUCGACGUGUUCAAGUAUUUUGUCUUUCUGGCCGGGACACUGGUUGGCGUCGGUCUUCUUGGGACAUUGGGACUGCAAAUCGUCGAUGAGGAAGAAAUGAUUGAUCACGGUGUGGAGAACCUUGAACGGAGUGGCCUUCUGGCCGAGAGUGAGUUCUAUCGCGACACCUCCCGUGCUCCCACGCCUGUCAACUAUGGCACAAUUGGAGAUGACGAGGAGUCUGCCGAGGGCUCUGGCUCCUUCUCCGACGACGACAUGGACUCCGAAGCUGAACGGAACCUCUCCGAAUCCCAGCUCCUCAAGAAGCACGAACAAGACCGCCGCCUUCGCAAGAAGAAGUACUGGCUACUCAAUCAUGCCACCCAUACAUUCCUCACCGAUCGUACUAUGUGGCUCCUCGCAGCGGGCUUCUUCUUGCUCACAGGACCCGGUGAAGCAUACAUCAACAAUCUCGGCACAAUCAUACCGACUCUGACGCCCAAAAAUUACAACUAUAUCGACGGCGACGGUAUCAAAAAUCCCCCCGCAGGCCACGCAAGCACGCAUGUCUCCAUCGUCGCCCUCGCAUCAACCUUUGCCCGCCUCUUCACCGGAACACUCUCCGACCUCUUCGCUCCUCCCUCAAACCCCGACUCCCCACCCAGCAACCGGUUUCAAUUUUCCCGCCUUGUCCUGCUUAUCCCUUCAGCGUUCCUUCUUCUCCUCGCGUUCCUCAACCUGGCUAUUCCCGGGCUCACGCUCCAGCAUCCCAGCUUAUUCCCAAUCUCGUCUUCCUUGGUGGGAUUGGGCUACGGGGCGUGUUUCAGUCUCGUCCCCAUCAUCAUAUCUGUGGUGUGGGGAGUGGAAAACUUUGCGACGAACUGGGGCGUCGUGGCCAUGAUGCCUGCUGGGGGAGCUGCCGUGUGGAGUCUUGUGUAUUCAGCCGGGUACUCAGCAGGUAGCUCUCAUUCUUCUCCUGAUGUCGAGGACGGGGAGUGUCGAGGAUACUUGUGCUUCGCGGCGUGGGCGUGGGGAUGUGCCGCGAGCGUGAGCUUGGCGAUCGUCUGCUGGUGUGUCGCCUGGAGGGUAUGGAAGAAUAGGAAUGUGGUCGUGUAG